UCUGCUGUAGUUUUCGUAGCUCGUUCGUACUAGCGGUACUUCAGUAUUUGCGCUACCUCUGACGCGCGAGGUACGUGCUCGUAGCACUCGCUCCCUCAGUUCUCAAAAACGAAACGCAAACAUUGAAGAGUAUUGGAAAUUGUUGGAUUUUCGAUCAACUAAUUUGCUAGUAAUUCUCAUAUCGGUCUCGUGGGACUAACGAACUGGAUAAAUUUUCGUCCAAAAUGGUGUAAAAUAUUGUCCAACUUUUCUCCUUUGUAACUUAUUCUGAAUUAUAAAAUUCGUAAUAUUCGUCUUUUUGUAAUGAAUACAACGGACUCGGAUAAAAAUUGAUGGUAAAGUCGGUGACGAAAUCUCUAGAAUUCACAAAAAUAAAAACUUUUUAUCGAGUGAAAAAUGAUCCGAAACAGAGAAAUGGGAAAUAAAAAAUUAUCGAGUUCGUCGAUCGUUUGCGCGACUCUGUUCGCAGCUCUUGUUGUGUUUUCGGAUGCCAGUGAAGAUGUGGCGGGAAAAACGACGGUUCUGAAAUGUUGCAAAUACGGUGAAGAAUUGUCGAAACCAACGAGUGUUUAUAAACAGAAUUAUGACAAUUCGAGUGAGUUGAAGUGUCUCCCGAGCUCGAUACCUUGGGAACCCUUUAUUUAUUCACCUACCAAGGGUGGGCUUAUCAGCAAUGUGCCUGAUACGUGGCACAUCAUCGAAGGUGCCAGGCCUCAUUGCAACAAAAAAGACGAGAUUGUUACGUACUUCCCUUCCAGCGAGUUGAACCCCGUCAUUAUUCUCGAGACCGGGCCCGCGAUGCUUCAACCUGGUAGCGGAACUUUUUUCGAACCCGGACAAUAUUGUUCCGAUUCUCGGGCCCUUUUGGUCUGUGCACCUCGAAAAAUCGAAGCUAACAAUGCAGCUGCCACCAUGAGACCCAAAAUUCAUCGCUGCUGCGGCGACAAUGCAAUUUUUCAUGAAAAACGAAAAACGUGCGUACAUCUAAAAGAAUCGGAAAUCGGUGGAUCACUGUUGCCAAACGCUUCCUCGAUCGUCGAACUCGUGUCUGGUUUUCCACCCUGUCCAAGAUCAGAUAACUUCACGAUCGUUGGGGCAGCUGAGGAUGCUUUGGUCCAACCUGACGGUGGCCUCGAGAUCAACGGUGUCAAUUUACCCUCCGAACAUUUUUGCGUCGAGAGAAUCAACGAACUCAACGGAGCCGCCAAGAUUUUUGCGUGCAGCGAAUACGGGCCUCAAAGACCCGACGUCCAGCCUUUGGACAUAAGAUUCACGAUGUACCCGAUCAGUUUCAUAAUCAGUGCGAUUUUCCUCGCUGCAACCCUCGCGGCUGGUUGGCUGCUCCCAGCUUCGCAUCACGUUUUGCACUGGAGAUGUCAAACUCAUCACGUUGUUUGCCUCAUGCUCGCUGAUAUUCUUAUGGCGGUUAUACAACUCGGAAGCGAUUCUCUCCAUGGCAGCGGCUUGUGCGACGUAGUCGCAAUACUGGCCCACUUUUUCUUCCUCGCUGCAUUCUUCUGGCUAAAUACCAUGUGCUUCAAUAUCUGGUGGACUUUCCGUGAUCUGAGACCAGCGAGUUUGGAAAAGGGCCAGGAGACGUUGAGACUCAGAGUUUACGCUUGUUACGCUUGGGGCGGACCGCUUCUCGUUGCUGGCCUCGCGGCUCUCCUCGAUCAUCUCCCACCGCAGCCACAUUACACUUUUCUUAAACCGCGCUUCGGCGAGAAACAGUGCUGGUUCUAUGGCGACACCGAAAUUUUGGCGUAUUUCUUCGGACCGAUCGGCGUCUUAUUGUUCAUCAACGUUGUUUUCUUCAUCGCUACCGCACGUGAAUUAACUUGUGGCCUGUGGAAAGGAGAAUUUGUGAAAAGCACUACGGAACGUGCUGCCCUGGGUCGCGUGUGUAUGAAACUCGUGAUAGUGAUGGGUGUGACAUGGAUAGCGGACGUGGUAUCCUGGGUCGUCGGUGGUCCUCACUACGUUUGGUAUUUUACCGAUCUCCUCAACGCCCUUCAGGGUCUCUUCAUUUUUAUCGUGGUUGGCUGGCAGCCGCAGGUACGUGCCGGUCUUAAGAGGCUUUUCAACAGAAAUCCUCGUACCAACGCCGGAAGACAGGGUAAUGGCCUCAGCACCACGAGUCAUGGAAUGCCGAGCAUGGGAGACAGCGUGACGCAAAAUCCGAGCACCAAGACUGCACCCCUUGAAACCAUCUGCUAAAACGCUUCUCCUUUGCCUGCACCCCCCCCCCCUCUCCCUCCUUACCUUCCUCUCUCACUCUCUUUCUUCAUUUUAUUCCGUUACACAAAACGCGCCUCCUCGGACUAGCUCUCAACGUUAUUUCACCGUUUUUUCGUUCGCUCUGAGUGUUACGAAGGAAGAAAUUUGCGAACGCGGAUCGCGUCUUCGGACGGUUGGGCCCGGAGGAUUGUGAAGUCGAAAUUGUUCGAUUGAAAAAGAAAAAUAUUGAAAUGUUCUGAUUUUCAUAGUCCAAUGUAAAAUUCGGAGGCGCCCAAAUGAUUCCACUAAAACCCCAAAAUACUCAACUCCCUCAGUCCCCCGUUUUGGAUUUUUAACCCGUUCCCAUCCCACAAAUGAUAAAAGAUACGAGACUGUAACACUUUCAAUCCAAAGAAUGAUGUUUUUUUUUGCGCGAGGUUUAUUUCUCGAUGUACACAAUAGUUCGUGUACACGAUAGACAAUUUUUUUUCCCGUGAAUCUUAUUGAUUAGAGGGCGAAGUGUCGUUUAAUUUAGUAAUUAUAGGAACUAGGGAUUGAAGGGAAGAUAAUAUUUGAAAAAUUCGCGGAGAAUAAAAAAAAUGACAGUUUUUCACUCGUUUUGCGCUGAACGGUCGAAUUUCAUCGGUAACUCGAUGUUGAUUCACCCCACGAUUCCUUCGACGACAAUACGAAUGUGAAUGUUACUAAUGUAUUCACAUAAGCGAGUUCGUUUUACUCAUCAUUCGAAUUCUAUUAGAGGCGUCUUUUCAUUUUAUGCGUUCAAUUCGCAGCUGGAUACAAUUCGUUUUACUCUUUUCUUUUCUUAUAGGAGAUUUAAUUUUUUAACGAUAUUUAUCGACAUAAAAACGAUGAAAAAAGUAUAUAAAAUUUGGUGGAUUUUGUGAAUCUCUUAUUGAAGACGGAAAUUCGAAUCGGUUAUCGACUGAAACGAGCUUUUAUAAAUGAACUUUUUUUGGAUUGCGUAUGACACUCUUUUCGGUGAUUUAUUGAGUGUGCAAACCAUGUGUGUUUAUAAAUUCAUCGAGUGGGUAUGAAUGCGAGAAAGAGGUAAAGAUUUUAAAAAUCGUGACAAUACAAGCGAGUAAAAGAGUAAUUAUUAAGUUAUUAUAUUGCCUUCGGAAAAAUGCCUUUCUCCGUGUGUUCAACGUCACGAGCGAAAAUAGCGAAAGAGUUUUUCUCUUUCGAUCGACGAUUUAUCUGGAAAAUAACUUCUUUGCGACACAUAUGAGUCAUAAAAACGUUUCGUAACAUCAAAACAGCGGGGCAAAAGACCGGGAAGUAAAAAUUGCAACUGCCAAAUUUUCACAAAGUUUUCGAAGCCAUGAGCAGAAAAACGUACACGAAAUUUCUUUCGAUUCUACGAAUUUAAUAAACUUUUCGACUAUUGGUCCAUUAAAAACACAGACACAUACACAAAAUGAAGAGCUCAAAUUUCGAUUUCAUUCAAAAAUGAAGUCGACAUCUAAUGAUAAACGAAAUUUUAAAUAUUAAUGGGAAUUAAAAAAUUCAAUUAAAGUGUCAAAUUUAAAAUGUAAGCUUGGCAAAUAUUGUGUUUAUACUCGCGUGCACAAAUGUGAGACUGAUAUUAUUCAUUGACCAAUACUUUUUUUCUACGAAUGACACAAAUUUUAAAUGUUUUAACACAAAAAAAAAGAACAAAAAACUAUCCCUUAGUUCCUUUUUCGUGCGAAAAGGCAAAUGAUAAUGUGAUAAUGUGGGUACACGCCGUUGAAUGAAUUUAAGCUUUUUUGUCAAUAAUAAAAUUUAUUUACUGAGGGAAAAAAUCUUUUUUCUGCGUUUUUCAAAUGUGAGUUUUUCUAGUGUUUCAUUAUACGGUUUUGAAUCGUUCGAACAAUGAUUGUAUCCGCGGUUCAUUCGACGGUGUGUCGUACGUUGUAUGUAUUUGGAUGCACGUGUACUUUACGAUUAAAUAAUAAUUGAUAUUUUAGCAACUAGAUACUCAGGAUGCUGUAAAAUUUAGUUGAUCGAUCAAUCGUAGACUUGAACACUAUUUUUACUAUCAUUAACAUUAUUUUAUUAUUAAUAUGACUAUUAAUUUUUUUCUUAUUUUUAAUAUUAUUAUUCAAUGAAACAUUUAUAAUAAUUCCGAUCCACGCUGCAAUAGGAUAUGAGCGAUGAUUUUCUUUUGUAUAUAGUAAAGAACGCACGUGAAAUUUUAAUAAUAACUAUAUGCAUGUAAUUUUUAAGAAAAAGUUUAGAGUUGCUUAAGAAGUGGAUACGAUAUUUGUGGUUCAAUUCGACGACUGGAUGCUCGAAUAAAGUACCAUUGAAAUCUCGUUGUGUAAUAGAAUGAUGGGAAAUUCUGAGUAUCGGAACGUCCUCGAAUUCGUUGGUUCUUUUUAUUUAUUUAUUUUUUUAUUGUUCGGUUGUUGGGACUUUUUAAGUGACGCGACAUAUUUGAAAUCCUCUCAUUGGUAGCGUUUUCCGUAUAGGAUGUGUACACUUUACGAGAAAGAAAAAAGUGGAAAGCGAAGUAUUUUAAAAUGGUAGAAAUCUUCAUUGAUGUUUGUUAUUAUAAAUUAUUGAAUGAGAAAUCAAUGAGACGGAAAGAGAUUACAGUGAUAAAAGUGGCGUAGUUUUGACCUUGUAGUAUUUUUCUUUUUUCACGGAAAACAAAAAUAAGUCGGAGAAUAAUUAAAAUUAAAACAAUGAUAAUUAGAAAAUAACUAAUCGAGAAAAAAAUAAGAGAGAAAGAAAGAGAGUAAAGUACUUUGAUAAGCAUAACUUAUAGGAUACGUAGCUCGCCAGCAGUCAUUCGUUAUGAUUUCUAUAAACUCAUUUUUUCACCAGCAUUCGAGUUAUAAGAAUCGGAUGACUGCGGCUCUCUCCCAACUCAAAGAUCGAGGCUAAACUUUCCCCAACUUUUUAUUUAUUCCCAAGUAAUCAAACGUAAUUAUAAAAUAAAAGAUUCAAAGAAUAUAUAUAAACGAGGAAAAAACUACGAAAGGUCGACGGAUAGGUAUUACAGUCCGACGUUGAAGGAGAAACGAAACUAGCCAGCGUAGCGAUUAGCCAGUUAUUUAAAGGAAUAUCGAUAACGAAGAACUUGACGUACGAUGUUUUUAUAUAUAUAUAUAUAUAUAUCAAUAUCUGUCUAUAUACAUAUACAUGAAGGAUCUUUUUUUACGUAGUCUAACGAAAUAAAAGAACACCAACUCGUCAAACGAUCAAUAUUGAUCAAAAAGAUUAUUUUUCUCCUUUUUUUCAUAAUUAUAUAUUGCCAAGAUAACCGAAGAAAGGACAUCUGCAUAUAGCGUUUUCACUCCGUAAUGAUCCGACAUAUAUAUGCAUCGAUCGUACACCAUUCCUACGAUGUAUUUGUAACAGUAUUUAUAUCGCAAGUAAAUAAAUAAAAAACAGAAUCUGUUGAUAA
Molecule: messenger RNA, 5632 nt
Organism: Venturia canescens
Lineage: Eukaryota; Metazoa; Arthropoda; Insecta; Hymenoptera; Ichneumonidae
Gene: mthl1
Product: probable G-protein coupled receptor Mth-like 1
Exons: 7
Coding region: 397-2217 (606 amino acids)
Biological process (GO): G protein-coupled receptor signaling pathway; cell surface receptor signaling pathway
Cellular component (GO): membrane
Molecular function (GO): G protein-coupled receptor activity
Source: RefSeq, a predicted model, not a curated record